AAAAGGUCGUUGUGCUACGCCAUAGCCUGCCGUAUACGUCAGUCGCCUUCCUUUGCUAAGACAAGCACAGAGGCUCUCUGCCGUCCUCCGGCUGUUUUCUCUGCUGACGUUCAUGUAUAUAAUGCAGCAGCAAGCGCGUAUGCAGAAAAACGUUUGCUUGAAUAUUUCUUGACUCAUCCUCCUCGCGGCCCGCCCUCUCUCUCUACCUUGUGACCUCAUCAGUGACGUCAUGGAGAAAACUUCAGAUGCCACCCCGGCGUGCCAAUGACUUAUGACGUCAUGAAAAUCAGACUUGAUGAACAAAUUGAUGGUAGAAGCACAUCUAAGAAUUCAGUGAUUCAGGUUGGAAGUCAGUGACGGCUGUUCCUCGAGAGGUGAUCAUAGUUCAAAUACCAAUGAAGAAGGUUAAUGUUGCUGCUGCCUUAAACGGCGCCUAUUGGAGUGCUGGGACGUUACACGUAUUGAGGGCUGUGGUAUGCAGCCUUUGUUUCAAGACAGUCGCUGGCUGUCUUCUGGUAUACGUGCUCGUCAAAGUUUGCUUCGACACGAGUGAAUUCAAAGAAGCACGGUUCAAAACGUUGUUUGAAAGAUUCUCUGUGGCGGACAAAAUAUCUGUGGCGGAUGCGAAACAGCGAAUGAGUACUCUGGCACCGAAUAAAAUCAGUGUAAAUGCAGGAGUUCCGGCUGACGUCCUGAGUGAUAGCAAUAGAACAAGUGUCUCUGCACAGCAGCUGUGCCCACCUGUACCGCCAAAUCUCGUCGGUUACAUACCCACCAAGAUGGAUGUACCAUCCUUAGAGGCAGUAGAAGGAGAAUUUCCCGACGUAAUGACUGGCGGUCGCUUCCGACCCAAAGAAUGCACAUCUCGACACAGGUUGGCUAUCCUCAUACCAUAUCGAAACCGCGAAGAACACCUCAAAAUCUUCAUAUACAACAUCCAUCGGGUGCUGGCGAGACAGCAGAUUGACUACGGUGUCUUUGUUAUUGAGCAGGGAGACGAUAAGGAGUUUAACCGAGCUAAGCUCUUAAACAUUGGAUUCGUGGAAUCUACAGCAUUGUAUGAUUACCAGUGCUUCGUGUUCCACGAUAUAGAUCUCGUGCCAGUCGACGAUCGCAAUGUCUACACUUGUCCUCAGCAGCCACGGCAUAUGUCUGUGAGAAUAAACGAAGGAUCGGGCGUUCCCUACGUUUUGAUGUUCGGUGGCGUUAGUGCCUUGAGCAAGGAGCUAAUGCUACGGGUUAACGGCUUCUCAAACGUGUACUGGGGUUGGGGAGCAGAGGACGACGACAUGACUUUCAGGUUGAAACAUAUCAACCAGACCAUUCUGAGACGUCCUGCGGACAUCGCGCGAUACAAGUCUCUGAGACACACACAAAGCAAGAAGAAUGAGGCCAGGCAUAGCAUCCUUAAGGACUGGGAAAAGCGCUAUAAGACGGAUGGAUUGAACAGCUUGAAGUACAAAGUCAUGGAUAUGGAGUUUAAGAAGCUCUACACGUGGAUACUGGCUGACCUAAGAGAGUGACAGAUAGCUUAUUUAUGCUCCUCGCGUUUUCCCGUUUUUUUAUUUUUCCGUAUUGCUUAACCCGUUCGUGCAAUUUGGUGCUUUAGUCAUUCUUUCAGUUUCGUGUUGUGCUCUUUCCGGUGGCAGUUGCCAGCCCGCUGCUCGUUUUCCCUUUUACUGUCAAGUAUACAGGGUGUCCCACGUAACUUGAGCCAAGGUGUUAAAAAUGAAAGGCGCGUCGGAAGCAAAUUAAACCUAAGCAUAAUAUUUGCACUGGCCUAUAGUAAAUAAAGUAAUUUUUCCCCGUAACUCAAUAAUUAAUUAGGUUAUUAAUUAGUUAUUUGCUAACGACCCCAACUAAGAUGCACAGAUUUGUAGAGCACCGUCAGAAUCCAACGAUCGAGUUAUUUACUGUGCGAUACGCCUCACGUAUUCCUUUUUAUCCGGGUCGCAAAGAAAUCCCGCGAAAUAUCAAAAAUAAGCCGCGUGACAUAAGGGUUGCGCAGUGGUAUCAUGCUGCUCCCAAGCAUGCCUUCGGUUAUAAGGUCGGCUCUCGUCAGAUGACGGCGCCAAUGCAUGCCGCUGGCCGGGAGUUGCCGAGGAGAUAACGCCCUGCCGCUUCCCUGUCGCUAGUCACGAUGCAGCCGACCUUGUUCCCCGAACGCUCGCUUGAGAGCAGCAGGGUACCACGACGCAACCGCUCCGUCACGUGGCUUUCUUUCACAUUUCGCGGGCUUUCUUUGCAACCCGGAAAAAAAGGACUGCGUGAGACGUAUCAUAGAGAAAAUAACUCGAUCGGUGGUUCCUGAUGGUGCUCUACAAAUCUGUGCAUCAUACUUGGGGUACUCAGCCAACUAUUAAAAAUCUCGAUAAUCAAACUUAAUAAUUAGUGAGUUACGGGGAAAACAAAAAAAAAUGUCUGAGUUACUAUAUACCAAUGCGAAUAGUAUGCGUUCUCUUCAAUUCACUUCCGGCGUGCCUUUCAUUUUUUAAAAAUCUUGGCUAAAGUUACGAGGGACAGCCUGUAUAUAUUUGUUUACAAAACAAACAAUAGGAACAGUAAUACUAUUGCUAAUAAAUCGUGAGGCUACUACUUCGUGGAGCUUUGACACCUUCUUCACAAAACGUAUUAAGGUACACAUUGGCGUUCUGGUUGAUAUUUUCUCCAAAAAGCCAUCCUCCAUCAAUGCAAUACAAAAUUAGCGGUGCAUUCGAUUGAUCUCAUCACGCUCUAGCUGAAUGCGGAGUUCUCUGGAGACUGCAGCCAAGAAAAUCCCGCAUGAUCCGAACGUUCAGUUGCUCCUAGAAACUCUGGAGCCAUGUUUCUAGUGUUCUGCCGAAUUUCUGCUGCGCUUCCCGCCACAACAUACAAGGGCCUCCGAGCUUGACCGCACCGCUCUGUAUGACCCAGGCGAAUGUGUUCUGAGCGCUUAAUUUCGACCAGCCGUAUGUAAAGGGCGCCGGCAAAGCACUUUAGAGUGCUCGAAUGCGAGCAGCUGAAAGUAUCACUAGUACCAACUGUGUCAUCAGCGUGAUGGUAGUGCGUGGCACGUUAUGGGAGCCAUUACAUUAAAGGGAUCCUGAACCACCUUCUCUGGAAGCCUCAGGACACCCACGCAAGGAGUGUGGUCGUAUAUGUCGUCAUCCUUGAUUGAAUAAAUGUAUAGUUUCAAAAUCUAA
This is a messenger RNA of Dermacentor albipictus, 3182 nucleotides long. RefSeq names its product beta-1,4-N-acetylgalactosaminyltransferase bre-4-like. Gene Ontology annotation, cellular component: Golgi apparatus. The record is from RefSeq and is a predicted model, not a curated record. Gene Ontology annotation, biological process: carbohydrate metabolic process. NCBI's taxonomy places the organism in Eukaryota, Metazoa, Arthropoda, Arachnida, Ixodida, Ixodidae. Gene Ontology annotation, molecular function: galactosyltransferase activity.